CAAGUUUAUAAACAAAUCCGGCGGCGGCGGCGGCGGGCGGCGAGGCAACCGACGAGUCAACACCCGGGGAGAGUGUGGGAUCGUCGAAGCCCGAAAACAACAACCCGGGGAGAGUGCGUGUGACUGCCCUUAUUUUACAUGCAAUGAGGCUCGUGUGACUUUUUUCUUUCUCCAGGCGACCAGAGACGACAUCGUUUAGGUUUCUUCUCGCAAAAUAUUUGCCCAGGAUUUUAUACGAGCUGCUAUUCCAAAGCCUGCCUUGGGAGCAAUCCCAAGCAAUCAUAUGUAACAUCUAGCUGAAGCAGAAGCCCCAAAGCAUUAAAGAUGUUCUCCAGGAUUGCAGCAGCAAGAAACAGCCUUUCAUUCGCCACAGCCAUAUAUCACACACGCCCCAAGCUGUGCCUCCAGGCAUGGAGAACUUACACAUCUCGCAAUAUAUUAAAGCUUGAAGAAAGAGGAUUGUGGGCAGACUUCUUUCCUGAUAACAAUGUCAACAAGUUGAUACAAGAACUUACAAGAAAGCCCCAGACUAUUUAUAGUGGCUUUGAUCCCACUGCAGAUUCGCUACAUGUUGGUAAUCUUCUAGUUAUAAUGGCUCUCCUACACUGUCAACGAGCUGGACAUAAUGUAAUUGCUUUGGUAGGUGGAGCCACAGCUCAGAUUGGAGAUCCAAGUGGUCGGAAAUCUGAGAGACCUCAACUCAGUGUAACAGAAAUUCAAGCUAAUUCACAGAAGAUUCAAAAUCUAAAUAGAGUAUUCAGUAAUCACAAAGAGUAUUUUUGGGAGAAUGAAGAUAAAUCACCACUACCUCCCAUGAGAACUGAAAAUAAUAUUGAUUGGUACAAAAAGCUAAGCGUGGUAGAGUUCUUGCGUGAGACUGGACGCCACAUAAGAGUUGGUGACAUGCUGGCUCGCACCAGUGUUGCAUCCCGCCUGCAGUCAUCUGAGGGGCUGAGCUUCACUGAAUUCUCUUAUCAGGUUCUGCAAGCACAUGAUUGGCUGUAUUUGUAUGACAAGUAUAACUGCACAAUACAGAUUGGAGGAAGUGAUCAAAUGGGUAAUAUCCAUACUGGUUAUUGGCUUAUUAGCAAAUUGCGGAAAGUGACAGCAACUGGUCUCACAAUACCAAUCAUAACCAAUGAAAGUGGCGACAAAUUUGGCAAAUCUGCUGGUAACCCUGUAUGGUUGGAUAGUAGUAAGACUUCUACAUUUGACUUCUAUCAGUUCUUCAUGAGACUUAAGGACACAGAGGUUGAAAAAUAUCUGAAGCUAUUAACUUUCUUGCCACUUAGUGAUAUAGAAAGUAUCAUGGAUAAACAUAAGAAGAAACCAGAAAACAGACAUGCACAAACAAAACUGGCUGAAAAAAUUACUUUACUUGUCCAUGGAAAAAGUGGCUUAGAAUCUGCCAAACGCACAACUGAAGUGUUGUAUGGUGGACAGCCAGAAGCUCUAGCUGAAAUGACCAAAGAUGAGCUAGAGUCUGUCUUCAGACUUGCAUCAUCAGCCAAACUGAUUUUAGAACCUGGAACCUCCAUUCUUGAUAUGGCAUUGAAGGCUGGUUGCUUCUUUGAUGAAAGACAUGGUCGACGUAUUAUAGAGGCAGGAGGGUUCUAUGUGAAUCUAUCAAGAGUAACUAAACCAGACCUAAUAAUCAUCCCUGAGGCACACAUACUACCAAACGGACUUUCAUUACUCAGAGUUGGUAAGAAAAAUUAUUAUGUAAUCAAGUGGAAAAAGUAAGAUUUUUUUUCUUUACAUAAUACAUUUCUUAAUUAAAGAUUAACCAGAAAUA
Messenger RNA from Portunus trituberculatus (swimming crab), 1795 nucleotides. It is a transcript of the gene TyrRS-m, whose product is annotated as tyrosine--tRNA ligase, mitochondrial-like. Gene Ontology annotation, molecular function: tyrosine-tRNA ligase activity; RNA binding; ATP binding. The record is from RefSeq and is a predicted model, not a curated record. NCBI's taxonomy places the organism in Eukaryota, Metazoa, Arthropoda, Malacostraca, Decapoda, Portunidae. Gene Ontology annotation, cellular component: mitochondrion; cytosol. Gene Ontology annotation, biological process: tyrosyl-tRNA aminoacylation.